CUACGUUUACUACCAUUUACAGAUAAAAUGUUUAAAUUUAGUUAUUUAACAUUAAUGUAGCAACUAUUAAAUACUAUUGGAGGCGUGAGAGGUAGUUAACCAUACCGCUUGUUUAUAGCACAGGAGAUAAGUGAAAUAACCAUGUCGAGACAAAUAAACCCACAACUUAGCGACAUUACUCCUGCUGGACAACUUUGUCGGGUGUGUCUGCGGUGUUCUAAGCUCUAUUUGUCCCUGUUUUCUCUCCUGAGGGAACUCCAAAUCUAUGAACACAUAAACAACAUUGUCGAUGUAAAGAUCAGGGAUUCUGAUGGAUAUCCAGACGUGAUAUGUCAAGCAUGCCUGGAAGAUCUCCAAGUGACUAUAGACUUCAAAGAGAGAUGUUUGAAAUCAAAUUUAGCUCUUAUUAAUGUUGUGACUCCAGUUAUUGAAGAUAUUUGUAAACAAGAAGGGGAAACCCAUGAAGUGAAGUUGGAGAAUUCCCCAAUAAAAGAAGAAGCAUUGUACCAUUUUAAUGAUGAAACUUAUGAUAAUGUUGAAUCUUUCUGUGAGGUGAAAGAAACCUUUUUCCCAUCAUUAUCAGAUAAGGCUGACGGAGGAUAUUUUUCAGAAUCACUACCCCAUUUACCAGCUAAAUCACAAGAAAAUGUAGAAAGUGAUAUAGAAAAUAGUUUGCAGAACGAAGGAUUACCCAUAAAGUGUGAAUCACAUCCAUCACAAGAAAACACUUGCCCCCUUUGUGGGAAAGUUUUUAAAUCAUUACUUUUGUAUCAAAAACAUGUGCAGAAAGGGGAGGCCACAUCCUGUUUAGACACUGAAAAAAUUACAGCAUCAGGUGUUGAUGAAUCCAGAAUAUUUUAUUGUAAACAAUGUAAUUAUUCAUCCAAAAGACAUGCACAUGUUAAGAGACACUUAAAAACGCACACAAAAGUUGGAGUUCAUGUUUGUGAAAUCUGCAAUAAAUCAUACAAUCUUCACACUAAAUUGUUGCAUCAUAAAAGACUAGUACACGAUGAACACAAGCAGGAGAAUGAAUAUCAAAGAAUACAAAAGUGCACUUGCAAUUAUUGUGGCAGAAUUUUCAAAUCAUUACAUUCAUAUGAGAAACAUAAGAAGGAUAUAGAAAAGAAGCCAUGUCUUGAUACUGAAAAAAUUACACUAACAGGUGUAGGAACAUCCAGGAUAUUUAAGUGUAAAGAGUGUAAUUUUACAUCUGCAAACCUAGGAAAAGUUAAGGGACACAUAGAAAUCCACACAAAAACAAGGACUCAUAUUUGUCAAAUGUGCAAUAAAGCAUAUAAAAGUUUGACUUCAUUGUUGCAUCAUAAAAGAUUAUUGCACAGCGAGCAGCCACAGCAAUUGUACACAUGUCAUGUAUGUGGCAAACAACUGAAGACUAACUCUGCACUGAAAAAUCACCUCAAGUUGCAUGAUGGAAAUAGCAAAGUAGAAUGUCCCUAUUGUAAAAAACUCUUUAACUCAACAUCAUUAAAUCACCAUCUCAAAAGGCACACAGGUCCCAAGGGUUACCAGUGUGAUAUCUGUCAAAAAGACUUUUACACUAAAGGUGAAAUUUCAGGGCACAUACAAAUUAAGCACCUAACAAAGCAAAGGUACAGUUGCCGUUUCUGUGGCUUCAAAGCUAAAUUUACUCUGGCAAGACAUGAGAUGCGCCACACUGAUAGCAAUGUUGCAUGCAAGAUAUGCGGUACGUUUUUUGAUAAUGAGUCUAAGUUGAAAGCUCACACUAUUCAAAUUCAUGAAACUGAAAAAACAUUUGCCUGUACUAUUUGUGGACAUCUCAGUCACACAAAAAGGACAAUGUAUAAACAUAUAUCCAAAAACCAUAAAGUAAAAGUUACUAGUGAGAAUUGAUGAUUUUUGUAUAGUUAGAAAUAAUUUUAUUGUUAUUGUAAAUUCAUUGCAAAUAAUAUAUUAUGUACCUACCUAUAUUAUAUUACCUAGGUAUUAUGAAUUUAGCAGAAACUUAAAACUGUUUAAUGUAAUAAAAGCUUUAAACACUAAAUGUGACCUUCUAUGUAUUUAACCCAUUUUUCAGGUGUAGGAUGUUGUCUUCAAUAUUAUGUGGGAUGGUAGUAUACUAUGUAUACC
Messenger RNA from Plutella xylostella (diamondback moth), 2112 nucleotides. Its product is annotated as zinc finger protein 711. The record is from RefSeq and is a predicted model, not a curated record. Gene Ontology annotation, molecular function: zinc ion binding; DNA-binding transcription factor activity, RNA polymerase II-specific; sequence-specific DNA binding. Gene Ontology annotation, cellular component: nucleus. Lineage: Eukaryota; Metazoa; Arthropoda; Insecta; Lepidoptera; Plutellidae. Gene Ontology annotation, biological process: regulation of transcription by RNA polymerase II.